Messenger RNA from Daldinia vernicosa, 177 nucleotides. RefSeq lists its product as uncharacterized. The transcript has 2 exons. The record is from RefSeq and is a predicted model, not a curated record. Lineage: Eukaryota; Fungi; Ascomycota; Sordariomycetes; Xylariales; Hypoxylaceae. The coding region runs from base 1 to 177 and encodes 58 amino acids.
AUGUCUAAAGCCUUAAUUUUGGCCGGUAGGCUGAAGCCUGAUGCUAGGCUAGGGCUCGCACUGUCCGAAUUUGCUGCGGCUCUCGACGAAGAAAGUCGCAAAGUAUUCGUUAAGAUGCGGUCCAGCCCAUCUGGGCUAGGCGUCAUCGAGCCUGGAGGCCACUGGGGACGAGACUAA